AUGUCGGUCGCAAGGAGAGUCGCCGGACGCACCGGCGUCAGCCAGCAGCUGCUCCGCUUUGCCCGCCCGCGGCCCGCGCAAUGCCGCGAGUCGCGUCUCGCCGCCGCGCCCGCAUGGCCAGCUUCACGACGCCUUCACAGCCAACCGCCCCGCAACGCCCAAGCCGCCCACGCCGUGAAGCCUGAGGCCGAGCCCGCCGACUCGACGAAUCCUGCGCUCGCCUUCCCGUGUCUCGACGCCCUCGAGAGCCGCUCCGCAACUCUGCAGAAGCGCUCGCUGCUUGGUCCCGAGCCCACCUACACCUCCGGCAACCAUGAGAACUUCGUCUGCAAGGAGCCCAUGCUGCUUGACUGGGGUGGAAUCCUGCCCGAGUUCAACGUGGCCUACGAGACUUGGGGGAAGCUCAAUGCCGAUAAAAGCAAUGCCGUUCUGCUGCACACCGGCCUGUCCGCAUCCAGUCACGCUCACAGCACCGAGACCAAUCCUCAGCCCGGCUGGUGGGAAAAAUUCAUAGGCUCCGGAAAACCUUUGGACACCGACAAGUAUUUUGUCAUCUGCACCAACGUCAUUGGGGGCUGCUAUGGCUCGACUGGCCCCUCUUCGACCGACCCGGCAAACGGCGAGCGCUAUGCAACCAGGUUCCCCAUACUGACAAUGGAGGACAUGGAGCGCGCUCAGUUCAAGCUGCUCGACCAUCUCGGGAUACACAAGCUCUAUGCUAGCGUCGGCUCUAGCAUGGGCGGCAUGUUGAGCCUGGCAGCUGGAGUGCUCUUCCCCGAACGCGUUGGCCGGAUUGUUUCCAUCAGCGGCUGUGCUCGCAGCCAUCCUUACAGCAUUGCCAUGCGUCACACCCAGAGACAAGUGCUCAUGAUGGACCCCAACUGGAACCGCGGUUUCUACUACGACACUAUCCCGCCUCACUCCGGCAUGAAGCUUGCUCGCGAGAUUGCUACAGUCACAUACCGCAGCGGACCCGAGUGGGAACAGCGCUUCGGAAGGAGAAGGGCUGACUCUUCCAAGCCGCCUGCGCUGUGUGCCGACUUUCUGAUCGAGACCUACCUCGACCAUGCUGGAGAAAAGUGGUGUCUGCAGUAUGACGCCAACAGCAUGCUCUACGUUUCAAAGGCAAUGGACUUGUUCGACCUUGGCUUAGAGCACCGUGUUCGCAUUAACGCCUUAAGGGCUCAGAACGAAGGCAAGCUAGCAGCUUUUGCCGCCGGAAACAAGGUUCAGGCGGCGGCGACUGCCGAUGCGUGCAAUCUAACCCUUCCAGAGCAGCCGUAUGAGGAGCAAGAGCAGUCCAAUGGUUCAUCGGCAUCUCAGGCCCCCAGUGACACUCAGGCAACUGGGCCGCCGGAACCUCCCGCAGACCUGGUAGCCGGCCUGAAGCCCUUGGCGAAUACACCUACGUUGGUCCUGGGUGUGGCGAGCGAUAUUCUUUUCCCUGCAUGGCAGCAAAGAGAAAUAGCCGAGACUCUGCGCCGUACCGGCAACAGGAACGUCACACAUGUGGAAUUGGGAGAAGAAAAGAGCUUGUUCGGCCACGACACAUUCCUUCUGGACCUGGAACAUGUGGGAGGAGCGGUCAAGGAUUUCUUGGGAUGA
Messenger RNA from Diplodia corticola, 1605 nucleotides. Its product is annotated as homoserine o-acetyltransferase. The record is from RefSeq and is a predicted model, not a curated record. The transcript has 2 exons. Gene Ontology annotation, molecular function: L-serine O-acetyltransferase activity; homoserine O-acetyltransferase activity. NCBI's taxonomy places the organism in Eukaryota, Fungi, Ascomycota, Dothideomycetes, Botryosphaeriales, Botryosphaeriaceae. Bases 1 to 1605 code for a protein of 534 amino acids. Gene Ontology annotation, biological process: L-homoserine metabolic process.